GGAAGGACACCGAGCGGAAGGCGGGAGGAGGGAACAGCCGGCGGCGGAGGCAGCCCCUGAACAGGCCGGCUGCGUGCAGACCGGAGUCCCCGUGGUUCAGUGAGUGUCCGGACACCGGCCCUCCGCAGCCGAGCCCACUCGAAGACUCACCCCUCGCGCUUCCGGGAGCCGUCGCGAGCCAGUGCGCCUGCGCGCCGACCGACCCGCGCGCCUCGCUGAUCGGGACCCGGCCGGCGGCAGCCUGACCGUCCGGUGUUGCUUGGCGGCUCGGCUCGGCUGCGCAGCUGCGGGCAGCAUGUCGCGGAGGCGGCACAGCGACGAGAACGAUGGUGGACAGCCUCACAAAAGAAGAAAAACCUUUGAUGCAAAUAAAACGGAAGAACAUUUGGAAUUUUUAAUAUGCAAAGUAGGAGAAAAGAGUGCCUGCUCUUUGGAGAGCAAUCUGGAAGGUUUGGCUGGUGUUUUGGAAGCUGAUCUUCCUAACUACAAGAGCACGAUCUUAAGGAUUCUUUGUACAGUUGCACGUCUGUUACCUGAGAAGUUGACAAUUUAUACAACACUAGUUGGACUGCUGAAUGCCAGGAAUUACAACUUUGGUGGAGAAUUUGUAGAAGCUAUGAUUCGCCAACUUAAAGAGUCACUAAAAGGAAACAAUUAUAAUGAAGCUGUAUAUUUGGUCCGUUUUUUAUCUGAUCUUGUGAAUUGUCAUGUGAUUGCUGCCCCAUCAAUGGUUGCUAUGUUUGAGAAUUUUGUAAGUGUAACUCAGGAAGAAGACGUGCCUCAGGUGCGACGGGAUUGGUAUGUGUAUGCAUUUCUGUCAUCUUUGCCCUGGGUUGGAAAGGAAUUGUAUGAAAAGAAAGAUGCAGAGAUGGACCGCAUCUUUACCAACACAGAAAGCUAUCUUAAAAGACGCCAGAAGACUCAUGUGCCCAUGUUACAAGUAUGGACUGCUGAUAAACCACAUCCACAAGAAGAGUAUUUAGAUUGCCUGUGGGCCCAGAUUCAGAAAUUGAAAAAGGAUCGGUGGCAGGAACGGCACAUCCUAAGACCUUACCUUGCCUUUGACAGCAUCCUCUGUGAAGCACUACAGCACAAUCUCCCUCCUUUUACGCCACCUCCUCACACGGAAGAUUCAGUGUACCCAAUGCCCAGGGUCAUUUUCAGAAUGUUUGAUUAUACUGAUGAUCCAGAGGGUCCUGUUAUGCCAGGGAGUCAUUCAGUGGAGAGGUUUGUUAUAGAAGAGAAUCUCCAUAUUAUCAUAAAGUCUCACUGGAAGGAAAGGAAAACUUGUGCUGCGCAGCUGGUGAGUUAUCCGGGAAAGAACAGGAUCCCCUUGAACUAUCACAUAGUUGAGGUGAUCUUUGCCGAGCUGUUUCAGCUUCCAGCACCCCCUCACAUUGAUGUGAUGUAUACAACACUGCUCAUUGAACUGUGUAAACUUCAGCCGGGCUCCUUACCCCAAGUUCUUGCACAGGCAACUGAAAUGUUGUACAUGCGUUUGGACACAAUGAGUACUACAUGUGUAGACAGGUUUAUUAAUUGGUUUUCUCAUCAUCUCAGUAACUUUCAGUUCCGUUGGAGCUGGGAAGAUUGGUCAGAUUGUCUUACUCAAGACCCUGAAAGCCCCAAACCAAAGUUUGUAAGAGAAGUUUUAGAAAAAUGUAUGAGGUUGUCUUACCAUCAGCGUAUCUUAGAUAUUGUUCCUCCUACCUUCUCAACUCUAUGUCCUGCAAACCCAACCUGCAUUUACAAGUAUGGCGAUGAAAGUAGCAAUUCUCUUCCUGGACAUUCUGUGGCACUCUGUUUGUCUGUUGCCUUUAAAAGUAAGGCAACCAAUGAUGAAAUCUUCAGCAUUCUGAAAGAUGUACCAAAUCCUAACCAGGAUGAUGAUGAUGAUGAAAGGUUCAGUUUUAACCCACUGAAAAUAGAGGUCUUUGUACAGACUCUACUACACUUAGCAGCCAAAUCAUUCAGUCACUCCUUCAGUGCUCUUGCAAAGUUUCAUGAAGUCUUCAAAACCCUAGCAGAAAGUGAUGAGGGAAAGUUACACGUGCUGAGAGUUAUGUUUGAGGUUUGGAGGAACCAUCCACAGAUGAUUGCUGUACUAGUUGAUAAGAUGAUUCGUACACAGAUUGUUGACUGUGCUGCAGUAGCCAACUGGAUCUUCUCUUCAGAACUCUCUCGUGACUUUACUAGAUUGUUUGUUUGGGAAAUCUUGCACUCUACAAUUCGUAAGAUGAACAAACAUGUUCUGAAAAUCCAGAAAGAGCUAGAAGAAGCUAAAGAGAAACUGGCAAGGCAACACAAAAGACGAAGUGAUGAUGAAGACAGAAGCAGUGACAGGAAAGAUGGGGCCCUUGAGGAACAGAUAGAAAGACUGCAGGAAAAAGUAGAAUCUGCUCAGAGUGAGCAAAAGAACCUCUUCCUUGUCAUAUUUCAGCGUUUUAUCAUGAUCUUGACCGAGCACUUGGUACGAUGUGAAACUGAUGGGACCAGUAUAUUAACACCGUGGUAUAAGAACUGUAUAGAGAGACUGCAACAGAUCUUCCUGCAGCAUCACCAGAUAAUCCAGCAGUACAUGGUGACCCUGGAGAACCUGCUCUUCACUGCUGAGUUAGACCCUCAUAUCCUAGCCGUGUUCCAGCAGUUUUGUGCUUUGCAGGCCUAACAGUCAUGUUUUCCCUCAUGUCAAUUUUUUUAUUAUUAUUAUCUUAAAAUAAUUUGUCUUAUUUUUGAUGGUUUGAAUGUUUGCUUUCUUGAGUAGCCUUUCACUUCUUAAAGGAAACCAAGGGAGGGAAAGAACAGUGAAGAAUAUAUCACCCCUAAUUGCCCUACAGAGCAAUGACUUGAUGAUGACCAUGAUGUAAUAUAUAUGUAAUGGAUACAACUUUUCUGUGGUGAAUUUGAUAUUUUUUUUCUCAUUAAGGCACAAAACAAAGAUUUGAGGUAUGAGAAAGACUAGCAAUCGAACUUAAAAGUAGGAAAUAGAACUGAGAGGUUUAUUACCAGGUAGCCUAACUUUUCAUAGCUCCUGGUUAACCAGACAUGGGUGAAAUAAAAACUAAAACUUAUGUUUUUAAAACUUUUUUAUUUCAUGAUUUAUCAUCGUAAUUUUUUUAUUGGUGGUUUUUACUGAAGGCAUACUUCAUUUAAAAUUUUAAAAUUUCUUUUCAAAAAAAAAUUUUCUCCUGUAUAUCUUAUGGCACUCCUUUUUAGCAUAUAAGAGUAUUGUUAGAGUACUAAUUCCCAAAUUUGUCUUAAACAUAAUCACCUGUGAAUCUUUAAGGUUAUUUUAAACCAUGAUCUUGAGUUAGAGCAUAGGUGUUAUCAGUUUUUAAAUUUCUCCAGGUAAUUCCAAGUUUGUGUUAAAGCAUCUGGUCAUUUCCUAUAGCCUUUGAGAGAGAUUUGUCCAAGGUCCUAUAGUGAUUCUGUGCUAAUGUACAAUUAGAACUAGAAAGAUUAGCUAAAACUGUACUUGGAAUUAGAUGUAGGUUUGGGUUUUUCUCUGUAGCGCCUAGUUCAAAUAACUAAUUCCUAAGCCUGCUGAGGCUCAAAUAAAAGCAGUUUUGUAAAAUUAUGUAAUUAACUAUCUGACAUUUCCAAAUUUCUAGGGGUUUUAAACUUUUCAUUAAACUUUAGAAAAAAAUCACUAAAAAUCCUACUAUUAAUGGUAGCAUUUUUGUGUAUUUGAUAUCUUUUCUUACCUGUGACAUCCUAAUAAGUGGUGCAUUAAGCAUUGUUCAUUUUUGGAUAUUAGUCUCUUUAGUUUACAGUACAUCUUAGUGGCUACAGAAUAUGGUCCACUCAAUGGAUAAUUUCUAGGACUUUUAAAUACCUGUCAUUUGAGGCAGGAUAUGGUUAUCUAGUGGCAAGUACUAGCACAAAGGACAAAAUGUGGGUCCUUGGCUAAAGAUUCUCUAUUUACACUGUUCCUCCUCCCUCCUUUCUUAAACCCAGCACACACUGUAUAAUUAAUUUCAAAUGGCUCCUGCCUCAAGAAUCCAAAGAAUAACUAUUUAAGGCAUUGGUAACCUUAUUUGAUCUUAAAUUGUUUUGUAAUCCUUUCAUAAUACACAAUGGAGUUUGACUAGUUGUAUUUGCUCUACAUUCUAGAAAAUUUUGUGGCCCUUCAUAUUUCAUAUUGACCCUCUCUUCACAUGUAAUUGUUAUUUCUAGAAACUGUUCAUUGAUGUGCCUCUGCUCUAUCUCAGUAUGGCAGCUGGAAAAACUGAACUGGGGAUUCAAUUUUGAUGGAAGUCCAAAUGUAAGAACAAGUACUGAACAGUUGUUCUCCCUUCUGGUGGAGCUCACACAGACAAAAGGGUAGCAUGUUCACUGUACAUCAUACCUCAUAAUAAAUUGUUAAGUUGUACUGAU
This is a messenger RNA of Jaculus jaculus (lesser Egyptian jerboa), 4377 nucleotides long. RefSeq names its product nuclear cap binding protein subunit 1 (gene Ncbp1). Gene Ontology annotation, biological process: nuclear-transcribed mRNA catabolic process, nonsense-mediated decay; regulation of mRNA processing; mRNA export from nucleus. The record is from RefSeq and is a predicted model, not a curated record. Gene Ontology annotation, molecular function: protein binding; RNA cap binding; mRNA binding. The coding region runs from base 296 to 2668 and encodes 790 amino acids. Gene Ontology annotation, cellular component: nucleus; nuclear cap binding complex. Lineage: Eukaryota; Metazoa; Chordata; Mammalia; Rodentia; Dipodidae. The transcript is spliced from 23 exons.